Molecule: messenger RNA, 324 nt
Organism: Diatraea saccharalis (sugarcane borer)
Lineage: Eukaryota; Metazoa; Arthropoda; Insecta; Lepidoptera; Crambidae
Source: the annotation of a GenBank genome assembly
AUGGUAAAGAAAUGUCAUUAUAAUUUACAAAGUCAAAAAAUAUAUCUCUCAGCUGAAUUGAACCUAUGUAAAAUUCACAAAAUGUUUUAUGAAGAACAUCUAAAUAACAAUGUAGCAUACGAAACAUAUCGAAACUUGUUCAAUAAAAACUUUAACAUCAUUCGGUUAUCCCAGGAUGGAUACAUGUUCUACUUGCGACGAAUUCCAAGCAGUAAAAAGCAUUUAGAAAUUAAAAUUUCUUCUCUGCCCGAUGGUCAUGAAAAAUCUCAGGUUAUGUCUCAACUUAGAAAAUUGGAAAUCUUAGCUCACAAAAAGAGAGCUUAA